GAUGAGACUUUAUUGCGCGGCUUCCGAACGCUAAGCGGAAAACUGUUAUUGUGUUUUUAAUGCCGGCCUCUGUGGCGUAACGGUUAAAAGCGUGGUUAGAUGAUAGUGUCGGAGCAAGGUCCACACGAGAAGCGACUGCUGAACGCGUUGCUCGCCAACUACAACACACUGGAGAGGCCAGUCGCGAACGAGAGCGAGCCUCUCGAAGUAAAGUUCGGCCUGACGUUACAACAAAUCAUCGACGUGGAUGAGAAAAAUCAAAUCCUCACAACGAACGUCUGGCUCAAUUUGGACGAGAAGAAUCAACUACUUAUAACCAAUAUAUGGCUGUCAUUGGAAUGGAACGACUACAACCUGAGAUGGAAUGACAGCGAGUUUGGGGGUGUCAAAGACCUUCGAAUCACCCCCAACAAGCUGUGGAAACCUGACGUGCUCAUGUACAAUAGUGCUGACGAGGGUUUUGACGGGACGUACCAGACUAACGUGGUGGUCAGAAACAACGGCAGUUGCCAGUACGUGCCCCCGGGCAUUUUCAAGAGCACAUGCAAGAUGGACAUCACUUGGUUCCCAUUUGAUGACCAACAUUGCGACAUGAAGUUCGGUAGUUGGACCUACGAUGGCAAUCAGUUGGAUCUGGUGCUAAAAGACGAGGCGGGUGGAGAUCUAUCCGAUUUCAUCACAAAUGGAGAAUGGUAUUUAAUAGGAAUGCCGGGAAAGAAGAACACGAUCACGUACGCGUGCUGCCCGGAGCCCUACGUCGACGUGACCUUCACCGUGAUGAUCCGGAGACGAACCCUGUACUACUUCUUCAACCUGAUAGUGCCGUGCGUCCUGAUCUCCUCCAUGGCUUUACUGGGCUUCACGCUACCGCCUGACUCUGGAGAAAAGCUGACGCUUGGAGUCACAAUUCUUCUCUCGCUGACGGUGUUUCUCAACCUGGUCGCCGAGACACUGCCGCAGGUGUCCGACGCAAUCCCCCUGUUAGGGACCUACUUCAACUGCAUCAUGUUCAUGGUGGCGUCCUCAGUGGUACUGACCGUGGUGGUACUCAACUACCACCAUCGAACGGCGGACAUACACGAGAUGCCUCAGUGGAUAAAGACGGUGUUCCUGCAAUGGCUGCCUUGGAUCCUGCGGAUGUCCAGGCCAGGCAAGAAGAUAACAAGGAAGACGAUAAUGAUGUCCAAUCGGAUGAGGGAACUGGAAUUGAAGGAGCGGUCGUCGAAGUCGUUACUAGCCAACGUGUUGGAUAUAGAUGAUGAUUUUAGGCAUUUAUUUUUCGGUAACAGAUGUUCAAUAUUCCGUACGGACUUCCGUCGGUCGUUCGUCCGCCCGUCCACCAUGGAGGACGUGGGGGGAGGUCUGGGGAGCCACCAUCGGGAGCUGCACCUCAUCCUGAGGGAACUCCAGUUCAUCACUGCCAGGAUGAAGAAAGCGGACGAGGAGGCCGAGCUGAUCAGCGAUUGGAAAUUUGCUGCGAUGGUUGUCGACAGGUUUUGUCUGUUCGUGUUCACACUAUUCACGAUCAUAGCGACCGUGGCCGUGCUCUUGUCGGCACCUCACAUCAUCGUGCAAUGA
Molecule: messenger RNA, 1578 nt
Organism: Amyelois transitella
Lineage: Eukaryota; Metazoa; Arthropoda; Insecta; Lepidoptera; Pyralidae
Gene: nAChRalpha6
Product: neuronal acetylcholine receptor subunit alpha-7
Exons: 13
Coding region: 100-1578 (492 amino acids)
Biological process (GO): regulation of membrane potential; monoatomic ion transmembrane transport; nervous system process
Cellular component (GO): postsynaptic membrane; synapse; neuron projection
Molecular function (GO): acetylcholine-gated monoatomic cation-selective channel activity; transmembrane signaling receptor activity
Source: RefSeq, a predicted model, not a curated record